GGUUGAAUGGUGCUAAUUGUGCCCUAACGCUUCGAGAUUUUCCAAUGUACGUGUCCAAAUUCGAGGCGAGCAUGGCUACGAAUUUUGUUAUUUAUCUAGCCCUUGGCGCACUCCUCUGCCUAGCCACAGCGAAGGGGGAAAUAGUGAACACAAAUGUGGAGCGAACGCUGGACCUAACAUCGCAGCUGGUGAAGACCACCACAAAGAUAUCGGCGGAAGACUCAGCCGGCAAGCCCAUCGUCGAAUACGUGUUUUUCACAUCGGAGCCCAGUUUGGCGUACAUUGCCGUGAAGGAUAGUGGCGACAAGAGUGUGCCGUUCAAGCGAAAUGAGCCCGUAAAGGGGGAACAGAGCUUCACGUUCACCUUCCCCAAGGCGGCCGCCAAGCAGACUUUUGUCGUCGAGACCGUAGCCUCCAAGGGCAUCCGCCCACAUCCGGAGGAGAUUCGGCAGAACGACAAGCAGUUCGUUAGAUAUUCGGGCAAUCUGCACCUCUACUCCAAGUACAGAACCACCAGCCAGAAGACCAAUGUCAAGCUCAGCUCCUCGAACAUUUUGUCGCACACCCAGGUCAAGCCCUUCUCGGUGUCCUCCAACAAGAUCACCCUGGGACCCUACGACAACGCAGAGGCCUUCAGCCAGGAGGCACUGGUCAUCCACUAUGAGAACUCCGCGCCUUUCGUCACCGUCAAUACCCUGGAGCGUACCCUGGAGAUAUCGCAUUGGGGCAACAUUGCCGUCCAGGAGUCCAUUCAGAUGACGCACACAGGGGCCAAGCUGAAGGGAUCCUUCUCGCGCUACGAUUUCCAGAAGGAAGGACGCUCCGGACUGGCGGCCCUUAAGUCGUACAAGACAUACUUGCCGGCAUCCGCAUCUGGCGUCUAUUACCGCGACACCAAUGGCAACAUUUCCACCUCCAACAUGAACGCGGUGCGAGACUUCAUCGAGCUCGAGCUCCGUCCGCGCUUCCCGCUCUUUGGCGGCUGGAAAACGCAGUACACUCUGGGCUACAAUGUACCCUCGUACGAAUACAUGUUCAACGAUGGCAACAAGUACCAGCUGAAGAUGCACCUUAUCGAUCACAUCUACGACAAUAUGGCCAUCGAUGAUGCCACCAUCAAGAUUAUUCUGCCCGAGGGAUCCAGUGACAUUAGGCUUUCCACACCCUACUCCAUCAGCAGAUUGCCCAACGAGCUGGUGCACACCUAUCUGGACACCAUUGGCCGCCCGGUGGUCUCGUUCUCCAAAUCCAACUUGGUCGAAAGCCACAUUUCGGACUUCACGCUCUACUACAGCUUCUCGAAGACUUCUAUGCUGCAGGAACCUCUGCUGGUCAGCGGCUUUAUUUAUAUCAUCUUCUUGUUCACUAUCAUCUUCUUACGCUUGGACUUUUCGAUUACAUCCCAUGCCCAUAAGGAAUAAGUAAAUUCUGUAGAUUUCCAUUAAAUAUAGUCACUCUCAUCAUUUUGUAAAGGAUCAAACUGAAACCACUACUAUUUUGCAAUAACAAACGAAAAUAAAUAAAAGCUUGCACAUGAUGGCGUGAAAAUUAUUAUAAAACGGACGAACUUGUA
Molecule: messenger RNA, 1573 nt
Organism: Drosophila teissieri
Lineage: Eukaryota; Metazoa; Arthropoda; Insecta; Diptera; Drosophilidae
Product: dolichyl-diphosphooligosaccharide--protein glycosyltransferase subunit 1
Exons: 2
Coding region: 45-1421 (458 amino acids)
Cellular component (GO): membrane; oligosaccharyltransferase complex
Source: RefSeq, a predicted model, not a curated record